AUGACAGACGGAACAGUAUCUACAGAAGCAACACCAAAACACGAGUUACCGUCUUCGAGAGCUCGCAGUGUGUCAGCGCUGAAAUCUGAGCAGCCACUGGGCCCAGAGCCACCGGAUUCCGGCUGGGCAUGGAUGGUUCUACUCGGUACAUUUUUCGUGACUUUCAGCAGCAUCGGUUACCUUGUUGCACUGAGCGUCUUUUUCCUGUCUUGGAAGAAUGAAUUCGAAAGUCCUUUUGUGGGAGCGCUCUUCACAAAGUUCAGUGCCCGUACUGUCGUGAUGGUCGGUAGCCUCAUCUCAGCUACGGGAAUUCUGCUGACAUCAUUUGGUACAAGUAUACCAUUCUUGAUUGGAACAACCGGCAUACUAGCAGCCAUCGGCUUCAGCUUCCAACUCAAUGCCAAUUUCGUCAUACUGCGACAGUACUUCAAGAAACGAUUCGCCUUUGUCGUGGGACUGACUCAAGGUGGGUAUAGUGCAAGUCAGAUAGCAUUACCACCUUUCUUCACCUGGCUCAUUAACGAGUACGGCUGGAGGGGCGCCCUUCUCAUCAUCACGGGAAUCAGUUUGAAUGCUCUAGCCGCGGGCACCCUCAUGAGGCCUGUCCGUCACAAGAUUAUAAAGAAGAAAGAGAAGCAACCCCAAGAAAGCAGUUUGUCAAACACCGAGAAGGAGAAGCAACCUCAGUCAAGCAGUGCAUCGAACGUCAAUGGUGGUGGACUAUCGUCGGGCAUUGGGGAGAAUCCUGAGACAGGCAUUUGCGAUGAUGACGUCAAAGACUGCAAACAUGCUGUAAAUGACGACCUACGCGCGCUAAGAAUGACAUCCACACAUGACAAUGCUAGGCUCGUACAAGAAGACGUCAAUGCUACCUCUCCGCAACCAGACGAAAGCGAAACAGAAUAUGACGACUGGUCCGAUUUUGAAGAAGAGUUUCCAGUGAUGGUCAACAGCCUCGCGGAUCCGUUCAUCAUAAUGGUUACUGAUGACCACAUCAGUCGAGUUACCGUACCAAUCACGCAAGCAAAGCCAGACUCGCCCUGGGGUUACGUUAGGAUGUACGUCAAGCGCACCGUAACAUUCUUACUCGAUACUUACGGCCUGAGACGCCUUGCUCACAAUCUCUGUUACAUCCUUUUGUGUGGAGCAGCAUUUACCAUGGCGUAUGGAUGGGCUGCGAUGAAUGUCCACCUCGUGCCCAGGUCAGAAAGUGUGGGUAUUGAGAGCGAGGCCUCUUCCUUGUUCCUGUCCAUAGUGGGAACGGUUGGGCUUGUUAGUAGACCUAUCAUAGGUGUGCUGGUCGACCAGCGUUAUGUCAGUGCCCCACUGUCCUUCGCCGCUGGUAUGCUCGUGCUGACUGUAGCAAUAAGCCUCGUUCCACUGUUUACCACAUUCGGCCCACUGGCAGCCGUAUCCGUUAUGUUGGGACUGGGGUCUGGAGUAAGUGGUAGUCUUGUCAUGAUAACGCUGCAGAAGUUGAUUCGCCCAGCCGAGGCAGCUGCAGCCACUGGGAUCGCCUUGUGUGUCUGGGGAAUCGGCGAAAUCGCCGGCGGCUUCUUUUCAGGAUUUCUCUUCGAUGUGACUGAAAGCUACGACUACUCCUUUUACUGUUCAGGUGCCGCUUCCUUCACCAGUUCCAUCCUUUGUGUGGCCAUCUACUUUCGCCUCAGAGCAAGGAGAAGACGGCAUCGUGCUAAGCAGUCACCGGCUGUCGCUUUGGAAAAUCCAGGCUUUACAGUUUUCACAGAGCAGAACAAUUCAAAUAUCGAAUCGCCUCGGGAAACAGCCAGUGUGUCAGCGGUGCACGACCAUGAAGCUAUUAAUCCUUUGUAUUCACUUGAGCAAGAUGAGGAACAAGAUCAAACGACAGCAGUAUCAAAUGAAGAAGACACCAGCCGGGGUCCAAAAAAAUCCAACCUGCCGAUGAAGAGAUGGUUUUCAAGAUUGGGUAGUAAGGAAGACUAUCGUGUCGAAAUGAGUCACAUUUCAAAAUCUGACUCUGGGGCCGAGGUUGACGAUGCAAAUCAAGGAGCUGAAAAGGUCGCAUCAGAAUUAGAGCUAGAAAUAAACGAUGAUGAACCGGCAUUUGGACGUCUGGAACAUAUGAACUUUGAAAACCCCGCCUUUGAAGACGAGGAAGAAUUGCCAAAAGACAUGGCUGAAAGUAAAAAAGUUGCUUUCGAGAAUCCCAUCUUCAGAGAAGAUAAUUAA
Molecule: messenger RNA, 2211 nt
Organism: Acanthaster planci (crown-of-thorns starfish)
Lineage: Eukaryota; Metazoa; Echinodermata; Asteroidea; Valvatida; Acanthasteridae
Product: putative monocarboxylate transporter 5
Biological process (GO): transmembrane transport; monocarboxylic acid transport
Molecular function (GO): monocarboxylic acid transmembrane transporter activity
Source: RefSeq, a predicted model, not a curated record